GGGGUGGGAGGUCGUGAGGUCUCUAAGCAAUGGGCGGGGGUGCUUGAAGGGGACGGGCAUGGCAAAUGCUGCAGCCGCCGGGGCGUUCUUGCUCUCCUCCUCCUGGAGGCAGAACAUCCAAAGCCAGCCCCCGGCCCCCGCCCGCUUCCUUGGUGUGGGGGCGCCGCGAUCCAGCGCGAAGCUCUUCUGCGCAGACCUCGAAUACUUCCUUGCGCAAACUCCCGUUCGUUUCAUUGCGGCUUACACGGGGUAACUUCAGCGAUGGAUCGUCGUACCCUAUGGUGUCGGUCAGAUCAGUCUGUUUCUUAUUCUGCUGGUCUUAAUGGUGAUCUCCUUGUCCGGUGAUAGAGUCAUCCCUGGAGGCAAGAGGACUUUGACUGGCACAUGGUCACGGUAUCUUAGCAAUGCUGAGAGAAGAUAGUUGUAUUUACUGGAAGAAGGAAUGCUUGUCUUCUGUCCAUGAAGAUGAAAAGGCCAAGUUGGUUUGUAAAAGGUACUUUCAAUUAAAAGAGUAUAUUAGCUGUUGGAAACACAAUACUGGAAACUGUUUUUCUUCAUACAAGAAUCUGCAGACAGACAUGUUCUACUAGUUGUGUUUGGCCUCUCCCUUCUUUACACAAUCAAAUUAGCCUUUGAUUCUGAAGAAUGUGACAUGAUGAAAAUUCAUUACGUGAGCUCCGAGCAUGCAAAGAGAGCCCAAAAGUACGCGGAGCAAGUUCUGCAAGCCGACUGUCGUCCAUCUUUUGCGAAGAAGGAGAUGAGCAGGUUAUUUGCGCAGAAGUACAAUAUGAACACAUCUCCUUUUGUAAGAGAGGAUGUAAAUGCACAUAAAGCAGUCUUCAAAUAUGAUCCACCUUUUGGAUUUCACAGUUUUUCUGAAAAACUUCAGGAUUUACUGGAACUCUUACCUGAGCACGAUUUACCAGAAAGCUUGCAGUCAAAGCACUGUAAGCACUGUGUUGUUGUUGGGAGUGGUGGGGUCCUCCGUGGACUGGAGUUGGGCUAUGCCCUAAAUCAGUUUGAUACUAUUAUAAGAUUAAAUGAUGCACCAGUUCAGGAGUAUACAGAUGAUGUUGGUAAUAAAACUACCAUAAGGAUGACUUACCCAGAAGGCGCUCCCUUAUCUGAACACGAAUAUAAUCCAGAUGGCUUGUUUGUUGCAGUUUUAUUUAAAAGUGUUGAUUUUAGUUGGAUUAAAGCAAUGGUGAAAAACGAAAGCCUACCACUUUGGAUGCGACUGUUUUUUUGGAAGCAGGUGGCUGAGAAAAUACCUGUGACACCUAAACAAUUUCGUAUCUUGAACCCACUAAUAAUUAAAGAGACUGCUUUGGAUAUUCUGGAGUACCCCAAGCCUAAGCCAAAGUUCUGGGGAUGGGAUAAGAAUGUACCUACAAUUGGAGUCACUGCAGUUGUCCUGGCUACACAUUUAUGUGACGAAGUGAGUUUAGCUGGGUUUGGAUAUGAUCUUAGUCAACCCAAUACACCAUUGCAUUAUUAUGAUAACCUUUGCAUGGCUGCAAUGAAUGGACAAAAGAUGCACAAUGUGACUACAGAAACAAAAUUUCUUGAAAAGUUGAUAAAAGAGGGAGUGGUGAAAGACCUCAGUGGAGGAAUAUAUUGCAGCUUCUGCAGAAAAACAAGCUAAUGACUGAAACUGAGCCCAAAGACUGAAUUCUGUAUGGUCCUGCAGGCUCCUCCUCUCUGAAUAAGAACUUCUCGGUGUUUUCCAGCCCUCAGGCCCACUUUUGACCUCCUGUGUUUAACUGCUUUGAUUUUUAAUUUUGCAGGCAGUUGAUGAUUCUUUAUGUAUUUGAAAAUAACAUGUUGCUUUCCAUUAGAAUGUUGUAGGUAAUUGAAAUUUCCUUUAUAUGUAUUUAAUAUUUUAAUGCUUGGAAAAGGUCUCAAGAAUGGUUUUGACUUUACAGGUCAACCUUAUACUUAGGUACGUAUUUCCUAAUUGAAUGGAAGAAAAAAUUCAAAGUGGUGUUUUAUUCUAAUGGCACACAGCACUUACACAUCUUGUUUUUUGGUUUGAGGUCCUGGAGGGUUAUUUAACUGGUUCUCAUUUGUGGGUAUGGUAAGCCUUCCUGCGGAUGUUGUUUCCCACUUGUUUUAUUUCCGUUGUGUGUGAUAAUCGUUCAGCAGCAGGGCCAAGCAGUCAUAGGACACUGGGAGCACUCUGUUUUCCAUUGGCAUAAACGGAAUGGGCAACUUCUGCUGUCCCCAUUUUGAGCCCAAAGCCUUUGAUAAUGCCAGGCAUGACCAGGUGCUGUUUUAAGCCUGAGAUCUUCUUCACUAUGAGGCUGCUGACUCCAAUGAAACAAGUGAACAAAAACAAUGUUGCAACUGGCUGUUGACAACAUUGGGUUUCUGCUGUCCUUCAGCUGAUAAUGACACUUCCUCAUAUGAUUUCCCCGUAUGAUGUGAUUUCAUCUUUUAAACAUCAUCAGUGCAGCAUGUGACCCAGCCUCGGGGAAGUGGCAAACACACUGCCUCUGUAAAGUAUGUAUCAGACAUCAUCUUCCCUCCUCUCCAUUGGAGAACUCAGCAGUGCUUAAUCCUGGUGGUGAGAAUGAACAUGGAAGUAAAAUGUUUUUCCCCCCUCCCCCGCCCCUUAAAAAAAUAAAUUGGUGGCUAUUCCUUGCAUCUGA
Molecule: messenger RNA, 2651 nt
Organism: Hemicordylus capensis (graceful crag lizard)
Lineage: Eukaryota; Metazoa; Chordata; Lepidosauria; Squamata; Cordylidae
Gene: ST3GAL5
Product: ST3 beta-galactoside alpha-2,3-sialyltransferase 5
Exons: 8
Coding region: 653-1645 (330 amino acids)
Molecular function (GO): lactosylceramide alpha-2,3-sialyltransferase activity
Source: RefSeq, a predicted model, not a curated record